This is a messenger RNA of Colletotrichum destructivum, 1166 nucleotides long. RefSeq names its product Putative anthrone oxygenase. The transcript has 2 exons. Lineage: Eukaryota; Fungi; Ascomycota; Sordariomycetes; Glomerellales; Glomerellaceae. The record is from RefSeq and is a predicted model, not a curated record. Bases 232 to 720 code for a protein of 162 amino acids.
GUCGGCGAGGGCUCCCGAUGGACCCCAAGUGACCUUGUAGGGAACGAAUGCAGAACAUAGAAGAGAACAGCAAUCGUCCUAAAAAGCAGAACUUGUCACAUUCCCGUGAAGACCACAUCGCAUGAAAGUUUGGUUGACUUCAAGUUCUGUACUGGUCACCGCAUCAGCCGUUAAAUCGUUACCCCCUUCGACGUUCACACUCUACCUAACAAACACCCUAUUGAGACCAACAUGUCGCAACUCGGUUUAACCAACACAAUCACGACUGCAACCGGCAUCCUUGGGUGUGCCUGGUAUGCUGGCGUAACGGCAUCGUUGUCCAUUUUCAGCAUCCCCGCCAUCCUCCAAACCGGCUCGGAGCCAGCCCAUGCACUGAGGCUGUGGCAACACCUCUUUCUGACCGGCCACUCGACCGGCCCCAAAGUAGCGCUCGUUACCUUUCUGUCAUUGGCCUACUCGGCGUAUGACCGUUUCCACCAGAGUGUCGCGUGGAAGCCGUACGCCGCCGCCGGAGCCCUGAGCCUCGCCAUCGUGCCCUUCACCCUCAUCGUCAUGUCGCCGACGAACAACGCACUCUUGGCUGGUGCGCAGGGCGCCAGUACGCUUGGGCUGUCCGAGAUCACAGAGCUGCUGACGAGGUGGCGGGCGCUCAACGUCGUCAGGAGCUUCAUUUCUCUCGCCGCCGCCGCCGUCGGGUUUUGGUAUGCGGCUUUUCAAUAAGCACGCGGUAGGUCUGCUUCUCGUCGAAGCAUGUCGAUCGUCACCGUGAUGGGGGCGGGGGGAGAAGAGGGGCGAUAGCCCGGAGAGGGGCAAGGCGAUGGAUGGCACGAAACCAGAUUCACGUUCGAUAAAGAUGGCGCUGAAGACGAGCCUAUGUGCAGUCCGUAAUGUUCGAAUACCGCCAUCGUGUGUCACCAAGCGGUGCCAAUAGAAAUGAUUAUACACGGCAGACGUAAUGUACAACAGCAGGUUCCUCCUUGUUCGUUCAUCUUUGCUCAUCUUGCUCACCGCCAGAUGAGCCUGUCCCGAAACCUUGGCUCCGACUGCAUCUUACGCGGCUGCCACAGUGGCUAGGACGGAGACGUGGGGUUGCCAGAGUGAAGCACAGUUGCAGUGCUCUGCUGUGUCAGGCCCCGUGCAAAAUGCGCUGUUGCAGCUCACAAUCC